Molecule: messenger RNA, 1035 nt
Organism: Gigantopelta aegis
Lineage: Eukaryota; Metazoa; Mollusca; Gastropoda; Neomphalida; Peltospiridae
Product: nephrin-like
Exons: 4
Source: RefSeq, a predicted model, not a curated record
CUCAGUGUAUAGAGAUCAGUUUGAUAAUGGCUGUGUUGGUGUACAUACUGCUUUCUGUGAUUGCUGUUAAAAAUGUUGUUGCCUCGUUUUCCCUGUCUGGGUCUGCAGACCAUGCUGCUGUUCAGUCACCUUUCACGUUUACGUGUAACACAAGUCGAGCAGUGAGUGGGAUUUCGUGGAAUACUGACGGGUCAUCAUUUUCUGUCUAUCAAGACUCGGGGACAAGUUGUAACACUGCUAGUGGACCUGCUGAUUAUAGAUAUUCCUGUACUGGAGGAAUAAUUUACACCCUGGCAAUCCCAUCAGUCAACUUCAGUAAACAUGGAUCAAAGUGGUUGUGUGAAGGUAUUUUUGGAGGCAGACAAAGUUCGGAAAUAACUCUAAAAGUAUAUGUUCCUCUAACAACCACUAGCAUGACAACCAGGCCUGCGUCAGUUGUAUCAGGAGUCACCAAUGUGUUACAAUGUUCAACCAACCCGUGCUACCCAAAUGCUGCAGUGAUAUGGACUCAGUAUAAAUGCUGCAAUGAAAAUAACAUCAGUAUAACAACCGGAGUCACCACAGACACGGAGUAUAUAGCUGACAGUGGAGUGAUCACUAGAAGUAACCUCACCAGAUCUUACACAUGGGCGGAUCAUGAACAGCAGAUCGUCUGUUCAGCCACCAGUGAUGGAACUACAAAAUCAUCACCACCCUUACAGCUGGUGAUAUGGGUACAAGUCGCUAUGGUUACUUUCCUAAACAUGAGUUCACAAAAUGAGAAGAUAGGAGCCAGUGAAGGCUUCAUCAAACUGGUCUGUGUCACAUCACCUAGCAACCCAGCUCCUACUGUUUCCUGGUACAAGAAUGGACAACGAAUAACGAGCGGUGUUACUGAUACCCCAGGGCAGAAUUCAGAUGGUCUUUCUGUUACCACCAGUUAUUUGUUAGUAGUGGUCAAUAGAUCAGACAACGGUCAAACUGUGUACUGCAUGGCACGGAUUCAAGGACAGACAACUCGAGUAAGAUCCAGCACUGGAAUACUUGAUGUUUGGU